Messenger RNA from Carassius gibelio (silver crucian carp), 3541 nucleotides. RefSeq names its product fatty acid 2-hydroxylase. Lineage: Eukaryota; Metazoa; Chordata; Actinopteri; Cypriniformes; Cyprinidae. Gene Ontology annotation, molecular function: iron ion binding; heme binding; fatty acid 2-hydroxylase activity. The record is from RefSeq and is a predicted model, not a curated record. Bases 135 to 1256 code for a protein of 373 amino acids. Gene Ontology annotation, biological process: lipid biosynthetic process; fatty acid metabolic process. Gene Ontology annotation, cellular component: endoplasmic reticulum; membrane. The transcript is spliced from 7 exons.
AUGAACUGUGCUCGGGCUCGAAGUCGAAAGUCAGUAGUUGUAGUCCACGAGCGCUGGAGAAAGUCAGUGGGGGUCCCACCUGCGAGCCUACCCUUCUCUAUUCGCCUUGUGGACACCCCUAAAUUAAUAAUAAAAUGUCGCCUUUGGUGUCCCCUCGCUUUUUUUCCGAAAAGGAGGUAUCCAAACAUUGCACCAAGGAUUCGUGCUGGGUGUUGUUAGGGACGCGCGUCUACGAUGUGACGGGGUUCCUCCGGAUGCACCCGGGCGGAGAGGCGCUCAUCCUCCGCCGCUCUGGCAAGGACGUCAGCCGGGAGAUCGAAGGACCGCCACACCGGCACUCGGAGAACGCCCGGAGGUGGAUGGAGCAGUACUACAUUGGUAAACUCGACAAAAACAGCAUAGAUGAAGAUACGGAGACUCUGAGACGGAGGAAAAGGAUCCCUGAAAGCACCACAGAAGAAGAAGAAGAAGAAGAAAUUUCGGCCGUCAAUAAGUGCAGCAAAGUCGAUGAAGAAACGGAUCUGGUAGACUGGAGGAAGCCCCUGGCCUGGCAGGUGGGAUACCUCGGAGAGAAAUAUGACACGUGGGUCCAUCAGCCUGUGGACAGACCGAUCAGGCUGUUCGAGAACGACUUUUUCGAGGCCAACACAAAGACUUACUGGUACAUGGUGCCAAUUGUAUGGAUGCCUUUGGUGAUCUAUCUGAGCUGGUACUGCUAUUCGUUUCUGGCACAAGAGAGGACAAGACUAUUUAUUACAUCAGACUACUCCAUUCUGGUCCACAAGUACAGUUUUCCGUUAAUUUUCAUGCUUGGCAUGUUCCUGUGGUCGUUCAUGGAGUACUGCAUCCAUCGCUUCGUCUUCCACAUGCGCCCACCCGCCCACAAUUAUUACCUUAUCACACUGCACUUCCUGUUGCAUGGUCAGCACCACAAGUCUCCGUUUGACGGCUCUCGUCUGGUGUUUCCUCCGAGUCUGGCCGCCAUCGUCAUUGGUGCUUUUUACCUGACACUCAUGCAGCUGUUCUCUGAGGGUCUGGGGUUGUCCCUGUUCGUCGGGGGUCUGUGUGGAUACGUGGUCUACGACAUGAUCCACUACUACCUGCACUACGGCUCGCCACGGAAGGGCUCCUACUUGUACGGGCUGAAAGCGUACCACGUCAAACACCACUUUGAACACCAAAGGGCAGGUUUUGGGAUCACCACCAGAUUCUGGGACCACCCCUUUAAAACAGUCAUCCCUGAGCAGACGUUUUAGAAGACCUUUUUUUUUUAUGCCACAAUGACCAAAUCAAAAUCCCCCAUAAGGCUCUCUCUUUUGCAUUCUCCCUUUAGCACUGGGUUAGGUUCAGUGUCAGGACCAGCUAUUAUCGCCUUAGGUUCACCAUCAUCAUCAUCGUCGUCGCCAUCAGUUUUUUAGAGAAGGGGGUGGGGGGGGGCUGGGGGGUCCUGAAAAAAAAAACAGAGUGACAGAUUGUCAAGCUAUGUAACUAUUUAUAUAAUAUGUAUGAAUGUACUGACGAAUCAAACGUUGGAUGAAAUCUGUCUUUUAUUAGAAGCACAGCAAUAUCAAACUCAGUUUUCAUGUAAAAUAAAGAGAUGUUUAGACUGGGGGACGAUGUGUGAAGGUGCGAGUGGAAAUGAAUUCUUAGUCGUAGUGUUAAAAAGCUGAAGGCUAGCAGAAGUAGGUCCUUUCGGUGGCCACGUGUGCUAUUGAAAACUCAGGAAAGUCUUUAACUGUUCUCAGUGUUGAUGCUGCAGCCGCUUACGGAUCAUUGCUUUGCCCGAGCCCGAGCUGUCUUUCCGAACUGUGCUCCGCCUGUUUCAUUCUGCUCUGGUGGUUUUUCUUUCCUUUCUCAUCUCGCCCACUUCGAGGUGUUUUUUGCCAAUCGACUUAUUAAUAUCCUGAUCCGGAGGACGUCAAAAGUAGCUGCUCCUCGAGUAAUAUGUUACAUAUCCAGUGAGAUAUUAAGUUAUUGAGGACUGAAGCUUGGUUUUGGUUCUCCUGGCUAACACAUGGGGACAUUAAGCACUUUGAGCUCAAGGUGAGGGCGUGAAGCGGGGUGCACGGGCCUCUCCUGCCGGUGAGGGUUGCCAGCUGUCGAUAUCUGUCAUAGGGUGAUGGGUCUGUAGAAAUCCUCUGUCGUCAUCAAUGUCGAUCUAUCCGGCGCAAGCCUUCCAUCAAGUGUGACGAACUGUUGCAUCUGACCAGGCGUCAGGAGAGCGACAACAUCCUCGGCUGAUUUCUUAACCAUUCUUACGGCAGAUUUGUUCACUCGUCCGACACUUUUGUGUUGUUUCCUGCUCGUUUUAACUCCUGCCUUUGUUUUGACUCUGGUUCAAUGAUGUUGGAAUUCUGGGAAAUAUCCUAGAAAAGCUGUGACCACAUGUAACUGUUUCAUACAGUCAUUAUGAGCAUAAUUAAUGCUUAAGACGAAAUAUACAUAAUAAUAUGAUAUUUAAGUAAAAAUUAUCUUUGAUGUGCCUUAGGGGCAUUGCCUACCUUCCUGCUCCUUCCAAGCCAAUGAGAUUGCAUAACUGUUUGGGCGUUUCAGCCAAAGACAUGGAAGGACAUUUGAAUAGAGCUUUUCUUCAUACCGUGAUUCUGUGGCACAAUGAAACUAAUAAAAUGCAAUGGACACUGUAAUGAUUUUUGAUUAUUUUGUAACUGUGACACCAUCCUGGACAGAUCCCAUGUCAUGGGAGAAUGCUUUCAAAUGAGGCAAGUCAACAGAGCAAUAUACCGUAUUUUUUGGACUAUAAGUCACACCUGAGUAUAAGUGGCAUCAGUCCAAAAAUACGUCAUGAUGAGGAAAAAAAAUAUAUAAAAGUCGCACUGGACUAUAAGUCGCAUUUAUUUAGAACCAAGAACCAAGAGAAAGCAUUACCGUCUCCAGCCCCGAGAGGGCGCUAUAUGUCUUCAGUGUAGACUACAGAAGCACUGAGCAGCAUAGAGCGCCCUCUCGCGGCUGUAGACAGUAAUGUUUUCUCUUGGUUCAUUUCUCUCGGCUCAUGUCAAAUUAAUUUUGAUAAAUAAGUCGCACCUGACUAUAAGUCGCAGGACCAGACCAACUAUGAAAAAGUGCGACUUAUAGUCCCGAAAAUACGGUAUUUAUCUGUUUACUUUUGAAGUGAAGUGAAGUGACAUUCAGCCAAGUAUGGUGACCCAUACUCAGAAUUUGUGCUCUGCAUUUAACCCAUCCGAAGUGCACACACACAGAGUAGUGAACACACACACACACACACACUGUGAGCACACACCCGGAGCAGUGGGCAGCCAUUUAUGCUGCGGCGCCCGGGGAGCAGUUGGGGGUUCAAUGCCUUGCUCAAGGGCACCUAAGUCGUGGUAUUGAAGGUAGAGAGAGAACUGUACAUGCACUCCCAUGCACUGUUUAAUCACAUUGGAAGGUUUUUAAUUCAGAUAAAAUUUUCAGCUAUAGAUGCCUAUGAUAAAUCUGUUUACUAUGUAUUUUUAUUUUGGAAUUUAAAAUUUCUAUGCAAAUGCAAUUGUAUUUGUAAAUAAACUGUAUAUUUCUGAGAAAA